AUGUCAAAGAAACCAAUCUACCAUAGACUACAAUCAGAUUUUGCUGUUUCGCUUUGUUAUGGUGCACUUAUUGAUUUAAAUCAGUUUUUCUAUUCAAAAGAUCAUUCAUGGGAAAAUGAUCCAUGCUCAAAAUGGUCUAUUUCUUUAAAUGAUCAAUAUAGUGGUAGUGGUUCUAUCGAAUGGAUUAUAGAAGAUAAUGAAAAAAGACAAAAGAAACAGUUAUUAAUUUCUAAUAUUAAUCAUUCAAUUAUUGUUGUUUCACGUGAAGAAGGUUUUGAUAUAUAUAUUUGUCAAAAAUGUAAUAUAAAUGAAUUUGAAGCUCAAGCUACAAAUAAUAAUAAUAAUAAUAAUAAUAAUAAUAAUAAUAUUCAUCAUAGAAAUAGAUCACGUCAAAAUAGAUCAAGUGGAAACAAAGAUUUUUCAGGAAAUGUCGAACAACAACCAUUACAUCAUCGAUCACAUUCAAGACCACGUAAUGCUGUGCCAUUACAUCGUCGAUCAAAUUCAAGAACACGUGAUGGUGAGCCAUCGCACUCGACACAACAUGACUCUCGACAACAACGACGAUUUAAUUAUGAACAUUAUAAACGAAUUGGUGUCAAUGCUGGUUGUUAUUUUCCUACUAUUCAAUUUAGUAUACAUCAUGAUCCACUUCGUUUAACAAAUAAUACUAUACCAAAUAUUAAAAAUCGAAUAAAACAAAUAGUUGCAUUACUUAUUGAAUUUUUUCUUUCACAUCGAAUAACUGUUUGUUAUGGAAAUAUCGAUUCAAAUAUUGGAUCAAAACCAUAUUUAUUUUUUCAAGAAGAAAUACCUAAUUUUCCAUCACUUAUCAUGAAAUAUUCAUGGCAAAUGCUUUCUAGUGUUGGAUAUCGGUUACAAAUUCAAAUAGAUAAAGAAAAUUUUAUCGAAAAAUUACAUAAAUUAAGUAAAGAAGAACAUAAUCCUGAUGAAUUAUUUUAUCGUGUAUGUGUUUAUCUUUCAAGGAUAUUUUCAUUAAAACCAUUUGUUAACAUAAAUAAAGAAUUAGAACAUGCUAUAAUUCAAUCUCAACAAAAGCGAGAUGAUUGUGCUUAUGGUUUAAUUAGUAAAAUAGAUAUUGAAGAAAUAAAUGAAGCAUAUAUACCAUCAGUAUCAUUAACACCAACAACAAUUCGAAUAAAACCAUUAAAAUUAUGUCGAACAAAUCGAGUUCUUCGAGCUACUAAACAAUUUGGUUCAGCACUUUAUCAUUUUGUUCUUGUUGAUAUUCGGGAUGAAAAUGGUCGAAAUUUACUAUCAUUUCAUUUUCGAGAUUUACAUUCAUUAUUACUUGAUUAUUUGGAAAAUGGUUUUAUACUAAUGAAUAAUAAUCGAAAAUAUAAAUAUUUACAUCAUUCUCAAUCACAAUUACGGGAAAGACAAUUUUGGUUUUAUCAUCAUAAUGAUUAUGAUAAAGAUCUAAGAAAAAAAAAUCUAAGUUUUUCUGAAGCUUAUAAAUGGAUGGGUAAUUUCGAUAAAGAGAAAAAUCCAGCUAAAUAUGCUGCACGUAUGGCACUUUGUUUUACAACUACAAGAGCAACUGUUCAAGUGCCAAAAAAUAAUGUCGAACUAGAAGGAGACAUCGAGACCACAAUUGGUGAUAAAACUUUAAUAUUUACAGAUGGUUGUGGUAAAAUGUCAUUUAAAUUGAGAGAUGAAAUAAAAAAAUUACUUCGUAUUCGAAAUGAUUUCAGUGCUGUUCAAUUUCGUUAUGAUGGUGCUAAAGGUGUUGUCAGUAUUCAUCCAGAUAUGCCAAAAAAUAUUCAUUUAUCCAUUCGUCAUAGUAUGAAAAAAUUCAAUAGUGAUCAUGAUUAUUUUGAAGUAUGUAAACGCUCAGCACCUCGAUCAAUAUAUCUUAAUCGACAAGCUAUUCUUCUUUUAUCAUAUCGACAAAUAUCUGAUUCAUCAUUUCUUAUACUUCAACAACAAAAUCAUCUUACACUUAUUCGUUCUCUUUUACGAAAUUCUGAUGCAGAAAAAUUAAUUCUUGAAAAAGUACCAUCAUGGUUUUUACCUAAAGAUAUACAUGAUGCAAAUAUUGAUUUUAUUCAUGAACCAUUUUUUCGACAAUUACUUAUUAAUUCAUGUUUACAAUCAACAAAAGAUUUACUUCAACGAACUCGUAUUCAAAUUCCAUCAGAUAAAGGUCGAAAUAUGUUGGGAAUUGUUGAUGAAUAUAAUGUUCUCAAAUCUGAUCAAGUAUUUAUUCAAUAUACAAUAUUAGAUAGAAAUCGAAAUAAUAAUAAUAAUAAUAAUAAUAAAAAUAAAACUAGAAUUCUUGAUCAACGUAAAGUUGUUAUUACAAAAAAUCCUUGUCAUCAUCCAGGUGAUAUUCGAACAUUUACUGCUAUUAAUCAUUCAAAAUUAAAACAUUUAAAAGAUGUUGUUGUUUUUUCACAACAAGGUGAUCGUCCAGCUCCACAUGAUAUUAGUGGAUCAGAUUUAGAUGGAGAUGAAUAUUUAGUUGUUUGGCAUGAAGAUCUUGUUCCAACAAAAACUGAUAAUGCACAACCUUAUGAUUAUGAUUCACAAACACCUGCUGAUAAAUUUGAUGGACCUGUGACAAGAAGCAACAUCAAUGAUACUAUACUUAGAAUAGCUGAACAAGAUUGUUUAGGAAGAUUAUCUAAUUUACAUUUAGCUUUUGCUGAUAAAUUUGGUGUUGAUAAUGUUAAUAGGGCAGCAAAAGAUGUUUUAUCAACAAUUGAAUUAGCUGGUGCAAUUAGUCAAGAAGUUGAUAGUGGUAAAACUGGUUAUCAUCCAUUGAGUGGAAAUGAUAUUGCUAAAUUGAAUAAUGCACUAGAAAAUAAACGACCAGACUUUAUGGAUAAUCCUUCUUUAGAACGAUAUGAAUCAUUACAUAUUCUUGGAAAACUAUAUCGUGCUUCAAAGAAAACAUUACCUGGAUGGAAUCGACUUCUUCGAUAUCAUCAUCAUUUACGACAUUUACAAGUUCGAACACGAGAUGAACCUGAAAAGGAAGACAAUGAAAAAGAACUUAGAAAUAAUGAUGAAGAAGCGAAGAUUAACCUUGAUCAAUCCCUUCUGGACGGUGUCGAUCGUCAACACGCUCAAUAUCAUAAUCGUGCUGCAUUUGCUAAAACAUUAACUUCAAUUUAUCGACAAGAAAUUUUUGAAAUUCUUAAUUUAUAUGGUUUAUCACAUGAAAGUGAUUUAUGGUGUCGAAAUUCUGUUAAUGGUCUUACUGGUGAGCUUGAAGACACUGCUUAUACAGAACUUGAACAACUUGUCAAUCGUACAAGAGCUCGUUUUUUUAAUUAUCAAGCUAGUUAUUGUGACACAGGUAAAUGUGAUGAUGAUACACUAGUGUCCAAGUUAUGUAACACGUGUAGAGAAUUACAACAAGCUGUGGUUGUUGCUUGUUAUGAUACCUGUUAUACUGGAGAAUAUGCAUCAGAACAAGCACCAAUCUUAAGUUUACCAUGGUUAUUUGCUACACCUCUUUUACAAAAUCGAAUAGAUAAAGAACAACCAUCAUCAGAAGGAUUAUUAAGUAUCGCAAUGAAAAAUGCUCUUGGUAGAUUACUUUCUGUUCAACAUCGACUUCGAUUGGAUGGCUCGACUUUACAAUUUCAAACAUCUGAGAAACGUAUUGUUGGUGAAGCUAAUGUGGAUUUGACAGUUUGUGUAUUUAUUGAAAUACUUCAACAAUGUAUGGAAUCAAAAGAUUAUUCAUAUUGGCCUUGGAUAGUUAGUCAUUUUGUACGAAAUACAUCAUCAUUUGUGCUCAUGCCAGAACAAUCUACACCAACUGAUGAAUGGGAACUCAUUUUACGACCUCAUGAAAUAGAUGAGUAUGAUGAGUAUGCUGCUUUACUCUUUUUAAUGAAUUGGACAGAAAAAGAAGAUCGUAUGAUGCAUGAUUAUUUUCAAAAUAUUCUUGAUAUUUGUUUUGAUAAAGGACGACAAACAAAUGACAUAGGUUUUCUUAAUAUCAGUGAAGAUAUUAUAUUAUUAUUACAAAAAAUGGCUAUUAAUGAAACAAUUAUUUAG
Rotaria sordida is the source of this 4035-nucleotide messenger RNA. Lineage: Eukaryota; Metazoa; Rotifera; Eurotatoria; Philodinida; Philodinidae. The record is from the annotation of a GenBank genome assembly.